AUGAUCACAAAUUAAAUUAAAUAUUCAUUCGCCCUUUAUUCGAAAUACUUCCUGGUGUCUCAACAAUAUAAUUAAGACAUGUAUUAUCAUCGCAGUACCCAAUUUAUCACUUAUUCAUUUUUAGUCCCUUUGCGUUCAGAACAUGAAAACCAACUCUAAAAAUUAAUUUCAAAAGGUGCCUAAAUUAUAGGCGGAGCUCAAUUCCCGUACAAUGGAGCAUAUUACAUCAUCAACACAGAAGAUGACAACAAUAUCAAAUCCUUUAUCAAUAAUGAUCCAUACACAUAAAAUAAUUUGGCGAAAACAACCUAUGAACAAAUCUAUCCCCAAAAUGAUAAUUUUGAUCAAUUAAGUUAGCUCUAUAGUUUUAAAUGA
Paramecium octaurelia is the source of this 375-nucleotide messenger RNA. The record is from the annotation of a GenBank genome assembly. Lineage: Eukaryota; Ciliophora; Oligohymenophorea; Peniculida; Parameciidae.